AUGAUAUCUUGGGAUAAUCUGUUACUUUGGCAUUCUGGUGGUUUUAUUCUUCAACCUCUAGUCUGUUACUUUUCUAAUGGCUGUGCCCCACCCCCGCCCCCCAACAAAAUCAUAAAUAAUAAAAGGAAAAAAGGAAACGGAAAAGAAAAUUUGAUUGUAUGUGUAUGCAUCUGUUCCUCUGAUUUGAAUACAUUAGGAAGGAUAUAUUUUCUUUUGUUAUAUCAGGAAGCGGCUGAAGUGGAGGAGGAGGAGGAAGAGUCUGAAGAGGAGGUAGAAGACGAACAGGAGAAGAAGAAAGGCACUCAGGGAAUUAUUGAGAUUGAGAAUCCUAAUUUGGCAAAAUCAAAGAAUGUGAAGGCUAAAGAUGCUGAUAUGGGGAGAACAACUGAACUCUCGAGACGUGAAAG
This is a messenger RNA of Pistacia vera, 407 nucleotides long. RefSeq lists its product as uncharacterized. The transcript has 3 exons. Gene Ontology annotation, cellular component: cytosol. Gene Ontology annotation, molecular function: RNA binding. The annotation marks the transcript as partial. The record is from RefSeq and is a predicted model, not a curated record. Lineage: Eukaryota; Viridiplantae; Streptophyta; Magnoliopsida; Sapindales; Anacardiaceae.